AUGCAAAAAUCCAAUUUAUUCGAGUUUGAAUUGCCUCAUUUAAACAUUUCUCUUUCUUUAAUACAACACGCUGAUUCUUUAAAUCAUGGUACAACGAUUUGGGACUCAAGCAUCAUCACUUCAAAGUAUUUGUAUCAAACGCUAAGUCCUUCUCUUCGUCUAUAUUCAAAUAAUAAUUCUUCUAUUGUCUCCACAAAAAAAACUUGCAUAGAAUUAGGCAGUGGAUGUGGUUUAUUAGGUUUGGUAAUGUGUUCAUUAGGAUUUUCAACAACUUUGACCGAUUUAUCAGAAGUAGUAAAUAAUGUUUUAUCUUUAAAUGUUACUAGAAAUUUAACAAUAUUAAACUCUAAUAAUGACGAUGAUAGUAAUCCAUUUAAAGCAGAAGCAAAAGUAUUAGAUUGGACAAAACUUUACGAAUCAUCAUCAUUACUGCCAUAUUAUGAUUACAUAGUAUCAACGGAUUGUAUAUAUAAAUUGGACUUAUUAUCACACUUUAUUAGUUGUUUGAAACAUUUUUCAAAUACAAAAACUCUGGUCGUUUGCGGUUUAGAAAAAAGAGAUCCAAUUGUGGUAGAAAGAUUUUUAGAAUUAUGUAAAAAAAUUGAUGAGAAUAAUUGUUUUUUCGAGAAAAAAUAUUUUUCUGAAAAAAUCAGGAAUGAUAAUUGA
Molecule: messenger RNA, 666 nt
Organism: Entrophospora sp. SA101
Lineage: Eukaryota; Fungi; Glomeromycota; Glomeromycetes; Entrophosporales; Entrophosporaceae
Source: the annotation of a GenBank genome assembly